CUCCUCCUUCUCCUCCUCGCUUCAACUUGCUCUGGGCAGCUGUCAGCGGCGUGGCGCAGACACCUGGAAGCAGUUGUGUGAUAGAAAAUAAUAACCGUGGUGAACUUUGACUAAGUGGACGCGACUCCCAAGCGCAUCAAGAAAUCAUGACUAGCUACCACAAGCCCGACGAAAAAACUCUGCAGGCGCUCAGAGACAUCGCCAACAAGCUUAGAAUCAACUCCAUCAAGGCAACGUGCGCGUCCAACUCCGGUCACCCCACAUCAUGUUGCAGCGCAGCAGAACUCAUGUCUGUGCUGUUCUUCCAUACUAUGCGCUACAAAGCCAAUGACCCUGGCAACCAGUGUAACGACCGCUUUGUCCUGUCGAAGGGACAUGCUGCACCCGUGCUGUACGCUGCCUGGGCAGAGGCGGGCUACGUGAAGGAGUCCGACCUGGUCAACCUGCGCAAGAUUGACUGUGACCUGGAGGGGCACCCUACACCAAAACUGGCUUUUGUUGACGUGGCUACAGGAUCUCUGGGACAGGGUCUGGGGGCCUCCUGCGGAAUGGCCUACACUGGGAAAUACUUUGACAAAUCCAGUUACCGUGUGUACUGCAUGCUGGGUGACGGAGAGUGUUCAGAGGGCUCAGUGUGGGAGGCCAUGGCCUUCGCCUCCUACUACAAGCUGGACAACCUGGUGGCUAUCAUGGACGUCAACCGGCUCGGUCAGAGUGAGGCUGCACCCCUGAAGCACGACAUGGAAACCUACCGCAAACGCUGUGAAGCCUUUGGGUGGAACACGUAUGUUGUGGAUGGCCAUGAUGUUGAGGAGCUGUGCAAAGCUUUCUGGCAGGCUCAACAGGUCAAGGACAAGCCCACCUGCAUUGUUGCCAAGACCUUCAAGGGAAAAGGCCUUAAAAACAUUGAGGACUUGGAUAACUGGCACGGCAAGCCCAUCCCUAAGGAUCGUGUGGAUGACCUCCUGAAUGACCUGAUGGCUCAGAUCCAGGUUCCCAACAAGACCCUCUGCCCUGAGAUGCCCAAUGACGACACAGCCCCUGCAGACCUCAGCCUCAUCUCCCUGCCUGCACCCCCUGCCUAUAAAAAGGGAGACAAGAUUGCAACAAGGCGUGCGUAUGGUGUUGCCCUGGCCAAGCUUGGCCAGUCCAGCCAGAGAGUGGUGGCCCUUGACGGAGACACCAAAAACUCAACGUUCUCAGAGACCUUCAAGAAGGCCUUCCCUGACCGCUACAUCGAAUGCUUCAUUGCUGAACAGAACAUGGUGGGGGUGGCCAUUGGCUGUGCCACCCGUGACCGCACAGUAGCAUUCGCCAGCACAUUUGCAGCCUUUUUCUCCAGAGCCUAUGACCAGAUCCGUAUGGGCGCCAUCUCCCAGUCCAAUGUCAACCUGGUAGGGUCUCACUGUGGAGUCUCCAUUGGUGAGGAUGGCCCCUCUCAGAUGGCCCUGGAGGACCUGGCCAUGUUCCGUGCUAUCCCAACAUGCACAGUGUUCUACCCUUGUGACGGGGUGUCGACAGAGAGGGCUGUGGAGUUGGCAGCCAACACCAAGGGUAUCUGUUUCAUCCGUACCAGCAGACCAGACACCAAAGUCAUCUACUCCCCAGAUGAGAAGUUUGAAUUGGGCGUGGCCAAGGUGGUGCGUAAAUCUGACAAUGACAAGGUGACAGUGAUUGGAGCUGGUGUGACUCUGCAUGAGGCCCUUACUGCUGCAGACAUCCUGGCCAAUGAGGGAAUAAACAUCCGUGUGAUUGACCCAUUCACCAUCAAGCCCCUGGAUGCCUCCACUAUCGUGGCCAGCGCCAGAGCUACAGGAGGCAGGAUCAUCACCGUAGAGGACCACUACAAAGAGGGUGGUCUGGGUGAGGCAGUGCUAACAGCAGUGGGUGAGGAGCCCGGCAUCGUGGUGACCCGCCUGGCAGUAAGCGGCGUGCCCCGCAGCGGAAAGCCCCAAGAGCUGCUGGACCUCUUCGGCAUCAGUGCUAAACACAUUGCCCAGACCGUGCGUCAGACCUUUGCAAACUAAGGAGCACACCUGCUCUCUAGCCCCUUGUCCCGGCGUCUUCUCACUCACAUUUCUCCACAAUUCAAGCCUACAGCUACACAGCACUGUCUCAUGUGGAACUGUAAACCUGUUUUUGCUCUAAUGCCAUCUUGUGGUUUUGAAUCGAGUGCAGUGUUAUAGUAGUGCUAGCUGACUAUCAGAGAGAGAGCAAAGGGACAAAAUGCAGUGGUGUGUCUAACCCUAACCCCUUAUUGCUAAUACAGAAAACCUCCAGCGUAUGCACCUUCUAGCACCCUCUGCUUUAGAUAGGUUCUCAUGUGGUCUUUCUGCUUAACAACAUUCCUGUUUGUAUCUCAUGUCACUUUUUGUCAAUGUUGUCUUGCCAACAGCUCAAAGAUACAGCAUCACCAAAUACUGUAAAUGUGUUGACUGUUUGAUCUAAAACCUGUAAGACCAUAACCAGCAGUCCAUCCAGGCAUCCAUUGUGAACAGUCAGGCCACAACUUUGUGCGCAUUCCAGGUUAUCAUUUCUCAUCCACAUUCCUGCUAUCAUGCCCCAUGUUUCUUCUCUAAGUUUCAUCGCAUGACUGGCAUUCAUACCUCAAGUUUCUAGAAAGGAUUGUUACACCAGUUCCUGUCAACCUAGUAUGUUUUGUUAGUUUUAAGUCAUGGCCUUUAUCACUGGCGCUGUGCUAAAGAACUGUAUUUUUUUUGAUGUUCCACCUUGAAUAGUUGCGUAACUCUUCAUUUGAUCUCGACCACUUGAGUGUCGCAUGGUGUUACUGAUGGUAGUGAAGAUUCCCAGUCACCUGUCAACCCGUUAACAUUGCUGUGUUGUACUAAAAUAAAAUAAAAAAAAAUAAAAAAAACAAUUGACCUAA
This is a messenger RNA of Myripristis murdjan (pinecone soldierfish), 2887 nucleotides long. It is a transcript of the gene tktb, whose product is annotated as transketolase b. Gene Ontology annotation, molecular function: transketolase activity; thiamine pyrophosphate binding. Bases 147 to 2027 code for a protein of 626 amino acids. NCBI's taxonomy places the organism in Eukaryota, Metazoa, Chordata, Actinopteri, Holocentriformes, Holocentridae. The record is from RefSeq and is a predicted model, not a curated record. The transcript is spliced from 14 exons.